CCUCGGCAGGCCCGGCUGAUGUCAUUCUUUGUGGUGGCCGCAGUGGCAAGAUGGCGGCGGAGAGGAAGAUGCUUGGCGCUGACCGGGGGGAGGCACCGGGUGUGGGGGGCGAAGAGGACGAGGGGCAGAGCCUGUGGUGAGCAUGAUAGGCCGCAGGGGAGCAGCUCUGGGCGGGAUCCCGGGUCCCUGGGACAUGGCUGCCUUGUCCCCCAUGGUGCCCCCUGUCACUGGGUGGCUUCCACACCCUCCUGGCACAGCUGGCAUUGCCAUGGCACCCUCCUGGCACAGCUGGCAUUGCCAUGGCACCCUCCUGGCACAGCUGGCAUUGUCAUGGCACCCUCCUGGCACAGCUGGCAUUGCCAUGGCACCCUCCUGGCACAGCUGGCAUUGCCAUGGCACCCUCCUGGCACAGCUGGCAUUGUCAUGGCGCCCUCCUGGCACAGCUGGCAUUGCCAUGGCACCCUCCUGGCACAGCUGGCAUUGCAUGGCACCCUCCUGGCACAGCUGGCAUUGCCAUGGCACCCUCCUGGCACAGCUGGCAUUGUCAUGGCACCCUCCUGGCACAGCUGGCAUUGCCAUGGCACCCUCCUGGCACAGCUGGCAUUGCCAUGGCACCCUCCUGGCACAGCUGGCAUUGUCAUGGCGCCCUCCUGGCACAGCUGGCAUUGCCAUGGCACCCUCCUGGCACAGCUGGCAUUAUGGCACCCUCAUGGCACAGCUGGCAUUAUCAUGGCACCCUCCUGGCACAGCUGGCAUUAUCAUGGCACCCUCCUGGCACAGCUGGCUUUGUCAUGGCACCCGGGCAAUGGGGGCUCUAUCACUUUAAUUACCAAUAGCCAUCACUAGAUCCUGUAUGGCAGGGAUGGAUAACCCCUGGCUGUGCCUUUACUGUGCCUGGGCUGUCACUCUCAUGGCUCUCAGCCAGCUGAUUGGGUCUCCUGAUAUUGAUAGUAUUGCUACAGUCCAGAAAUAAGAGAUCUAUAACUUGAUUUGCAUUGGUGAUGUCAACAAUAUUGAGCUCCUAGAAAGAGGGACAUUAGAAUAGAAAACAAGGCAGGGGGAUUUACCAUGCAUUAUUGGUGGCAGUGCCUCUGCUGUGGGGUAUAUUUCUCAUCACACUCAGCCAGCUGAAUAGAACUCAUGGUAGUAUUGCUACACCCAAGAAUUAAGAGAUCUAUAACUUUAUUUGCAUUGGGCAGUCAGACCAUAGAGAGCAGUGAUGGGUAACCUCUGGCACCCUAGAUGUAGAAGACCAGCACAGCUGGAUGUCAUGGGAUGUGUGGUCCAUAAGAACUGGGGUACCACUGCUGCACUGUAAACCGAUGAAUAUAGAUGGGUGCAUGGGCAGCUGCAAAUGUUUGACUAGUUGACUCUAGUUUUGCACAGGGAACUACAGUGUUGUGUUUGUAGUUUGUUGUGUGAAAAAUUGGGGUACACCGUAUUUUUCUUUAACUCUUGUAGCUACAGAUCUGUUUUUUUUUUUUUUGUUUUUUUUUAAUUGGGUGAAUCUAUGACUCCGGUACACUGUUCUGAUUUCUUAUAUUCAGUAUUUGGGUAUUUGAUACUCCAUCCGUAAACACCAGGCAAAAAUAUGUUGUAUUUAUCUCUUUGAAUUGAUCUAGUCAGUGCUUCUCUUGAUUUGCUUGAAGAAUCAAGGAAGUAAAUGGGAUUGAAAUAGGAUAUCCUUAGGAAUGGGCAGCUUAGUCAUGCAGGCCCUUGUCUGUGUUAUUUCUGAACAUGACGGUCAAACUAAAGUGGUUUUUCACUGAGGAAUGUAAUCAUUGAAAACUGCAUUAUAUUGAAUUGAAAUACACUUUGCAAAUUUAGACUAAAAUAGCUGAUUUGGAGAGGGGAGGGGGAAUAAAAUCUCCAAAUCAACUAAUUUUGUUUGUCUACUUCAGCCUAAAUUUUGCAUCUUGCUCUUCAGCUUAAUAUAAUAUUGUAUUUAGAAAAACACACUUCCAAUUGGCUACUUUGGCCUAAAAUGUUACAUGCUUUCCGAAUUUCUAUCAGUUUGCACUUUUAGUGGCUAACCCUGUAAGUGUUAUUUGGCUAUAUCGCUGUGCUAAUUACUUUGUGCAUGCAUCUUAGACCAUAGCAUCGGUCAUGACAUUUUAAUGUCCUUCCUUUGUGUCACGAUGCAGAAACAUUGGUUGGGUUCUAAACUCCAUUUCCCCUUAUUUUAUUAUAAUUAUUUUUUGUUGUUGUCAUUUUUUAUUUUUUUUCAUAACACAUGUAAAGUGGUUUGUAAAUGAUUUUUAAUUUUUUGCCUUUCAAGGCAUUGCCAAAAAUCAUAACUUUACAUUCUUUAGAUGUGCUUUUCAACAUACAGCUUUCUGUUCCUGUUUUUAAGGGUGUGUAUGAGAAAAAGGAUUACAAUGUAGUUUGCUUUUAUUAGUGUUCCGUGAUCAAACAUUACAAAGUUCUCCACAUUUAAAGCAUCCCUGCCUUGGGGAGUACCACACCCAAGUGUCAAACAGUUUUCUCCUUGUGUGAUGUUCAGUGGGCUAUGCAAUUGAAACUGUACUGUACCAUGUUUCUUUAAAUCUAGCAUCGGAACUGUCAAAGUAACAAUGGUGCAAGAUUUGGAAGUAAUGCUUUUGGGAAAGCAAUCUAUCGCUCCCUACCUGUUGCCGUAUACUAAUGCAGUCUUAAGCUAAAUAUAGCAAAAUGGUCAAAUAAUUGGAUUUUGAGAGUAAGCCUGUUACAGCAAGGGCCACAUCACCUUUUGUUCUUGUGUGUCUUAACAUGUGAUGUGAAAAACCACUUUAAUGUUUUGGAGCACCACAGAAUAUAUAUUGAUUACCAAACUAGCAUAUGCCAUAGAUAUAGAUAGCCUGGGUUUUGUAUAUUUUACCCUAUGUGAUAUAUUGUGUUUAAAGGUUGCUGUCAUAUCUAGCUGCUCUUUGGGUUUUUAAAUACUGUAAAGUCAGUAGUUUAGUAAUUUUGAUGAAAUUAUAUGAAAUAUUCUCAAAAAAAAAAGAUACUGCAGAAUUCAUUUUCCGAAGGUUUUGGUGUCUUCGUUAUGAGAUAAAAACAUAGUUACAUUUUUAUGGCCAUACUAUUUCAUUACUGUCUAAAGAUAUGUUGUUCUGUGGCCACGUGAAUGUUGCACUAAAGCUUUAGAUGUCUACUACUUUUUGCAGUUGCCAGAACCAUGUGGAAACAAUGUGUAUGUUGUGAAUGCCACCUCCCUACAUAAUAGGAGAGAUAGCUAGUUCCCUGCCUCUUGUAAAACCGUAUUUACAAGAUUUUUUUUUACAUUUUUAAUACUCCUUAAAUUGUCAGUUAUUAAAUUAUUGACAUCUAAGCUAGAACCUAAAAUUAAAAAAUAAAUUUGCCUUUUUAUAUUUCUGUUUUGUAUACAUGUAAAUGUUGUCAACCCUGUUUGUUACAUUGUCUAUUAAUGCAUAUAUCUUCUGUGCAUAAAGAUGUAUAUUUUUUGAAUGUUUAAUGAUGUCAGGUGAAGGAGUAACGCUGUUACUGUAAAUUGUGGCAUUAGAGAAAAUAAAUAAAGAGGACUUAAUGGUCACAUUGAUAAAGAAGUCUCAAGCAGUAUCAUAGAGAAUAACUAUGUUCUAUCUCACAUCAUCAGACUAUCGGUAUCAUGAUCAGUUCAAAGCUAUUAUUAAUACCUAUUUUUUUUUUUUUUUUUUUGAGGGAAGAGUCUUGUAUGUAGGGCUGCCAAAUCAACCAUUAUUUUGUGGGGCUCCUUUAAUUUCUUUGUUGGUGGGUAUGGCAUGAAAUGUUCUCUUACUGCAUGUAGAACCCAUAUGCUUUAGGAUUCUCAAUGAUUAAAGGGACAUCGAGAUGAAGUGGUCUGGGUGCACUGACCCUGACCAUUUUAACUAUUUUUAUAAACGGCAAUGUUUGUAGGGUUAAAUCCACAUCUAGGUGCUGUCUUCCUGACAGCCACUAGAGGUGCUUCCACGGCACUGGCAGAGUUAAACUGUGUUACGUGACAUGAAAGCUCAUACGAAAGUACAGUAUACAAUGCUUUUCUAUAGAGAAGUUUGGAUGUGUAUGUGCAUUAGAUUCCAAGUGUACCUCUAUGAGGAGCAUUGGAUUGGCCCAACAUGGAGGAGACUGUGCCUCAUCAGUGUUGUCAUUGGAGGGAGAGGGGGAGCUUGGCGCUGGAAAAGGUAAGUAAAAAGCUUUAUAUUUAUUUCUUUUUAGCAUUAGGAACGCAGGGGUUAAACUAGGCAUUGUAUUUCCUAGUUACGAAAAACCUCUGCUGUUUUGGACCCUGUGGAUUCCAUCCUUAUGAUGGCUGAAGAUAUUGGCAGAUAGAACCACUGCAUCUAAGUUAUCACUGAUCUAUUACUGUGCAGACUGCCCCGAUAGUGACUUGAAGAUCUUAUGGACUUCUAAAAUGACAUGUUUCUGUUUUUUUAUUAUUUUUAUAGGUCAUCCAUUCUCAGUGAUGUGUCUACAAGUGCGAGAUCCAAAUUACCCACCGGGAAAAACAUACUGGUUUUUGGUAAGUACUCCUGAAAAGACAAAGUAAAUAGUACAUUCAUCAUGGCAUUCAUGCACAAGUUUUCCUAUUAAAAUUUCAGGAAGCAUCUCCUUACUCCUAUUAAUAUCAAAUAGUGUGUCUGUUGUGAAAAUGCUAAUUUGCAAUUUAUACUUUUAUCAUGAGAGUUAUGUUCAGCAACAAGCAGCUGUUUAUUCUGCAUAUCAAUGGAUUGAGCUUGUAAUUACCAAUUGUGUUCUAAUUCAGGUAUAUAAACAGGUCUCCCUCCAUCUAGCAUCUGUUCUGUCAAAUACCAUUUAAUAAUGCUUGGCUGUGCCAUUUAAACAGAUGGAGAGCUUACCUGUUAGCCCUGCCUGUUCUAAAUUAUUGGUUUACAAAGUUUACCUGGGCGCUGAACAGUGUCAGGAUUAUUCCCUGAAAAGAGUUGAUGGGAAUUCAAAAUGCAUUUCAAAUUGUAGAUCAAAGAUGUAGAAAAAACAUUCCUGAUUUUGACAUAAAAGUUUAAAUUCACUUUGAAUUCCAGAGAACUCUCACUUUAGUGAAUAAACUCUCUUGUGGGAUAACAUGUUUAUCUCUAAUGAGACAAAACCCCUUUCUGUCUCAUUAGAGAUAUCUUUGCCGGAAGCUCAAGGAAGCAAGGUGAAAGGUUAGUGUAGGACCCACCAUUGGAGAAACAAAAUAACCUCCAAUUUGUUUAAAUAUGGAUUUGGGAAGAGCACAGGUAACUUUUCUCUCUUUGUUUUUUACUGUAUGUAUUGGGGCUGAAAUGUACUACGGUUGUUGCCGCCGCCCCGGAGUGGGAGUUUGAGUGCAGGACUUGUUUUUUUUUUUUUUUUUUUAUCAGAUCUGACUUGUUCAAAAAAUACUGAGUAGAUUAGGAAGCUGUGAACUCCAUUUUACAAACAGAUUAAAUGUUAUAUACUGUAUAUGAAAUGUACGUACCUAACUCCUGCGUUUUGAUUGGGGUUUUUGUUACUCUGUCAUGUUUUGCCAUAAAGGAUCGCAGAAACCUGUCUGUUAGGAAAGUCUCGACAAAUCAUGUGAGAACGCUGUGAAGUGGAUAUUCGUCCUUUCUGCAUUUGUCAUGAUAUUUUCCACCAUUGCAUUGCCCAAUUCUCUUUGUUCAUGCAGGUGAAGAUGGCUCGGGAAAGACCACUCUUAUGGCUAAACUACAAGGAGCAGAGCAUAACAAGAAGGGAAGAGGAUUGGAGUAUUUAUACCUAAGUAUUCAGGAUGAAGACAGAGAGGGUGAGUGUUGCCACCCUAUUUUGUUUGGGGGGGGUCUAUUUUUGUGUGAUUACUCUAUGCCACACAUUUUUUCCAACCUGGGGGUUCCACCAGGUGUGUCCUGGCAACUUCAGAACUAAUUGGAAAAGGGCAGAGAUUUUAGUUGAAAUUUAACAAUCCUUAACUCUUAUCUUGAACACUAUUACUUUUGUAUGAAAAAUAGAAACAAGAGACCUACUAAUAUGACGUAAUUGUAUCCGCUCUUGAUUAGUUAGAAUAUGGAUUACAACAGGAACAUUAUUACCAAUGUGGCAGUAAGGACUUGACUCUCUGGCUGAGAAAGUGUAGCUGUCUCAGCCAAUAAGUAGUACCAUAACCACUAUUGUGUUUUUAACCUCACUGGUUUUCAUCCUAGAGGACGCCAUCUUGGAAUUGCAUCACAUAAAGUUAGAGAUUUAAAAUAUUUAAUAGAAUAUGUGAAAAGUAAAGAUGUGAUAAUAGCUGUAUACAUGAGGUCUGCUUGCUCGCAGCAUUCCUUUCUGCAGGUGUGGAGAGAUUUUUAUUUUAUUGUUUUGCUAAGUUAUACGUAAGGAAAAGUAGUCCCAGCAGGUUGACAAAUGGUGGAGAUUUAGUCAAGCUCCACAGCCUUUGUCAACUUUGUCUUUGGCUGUCUGUAUGUACUCAACACCCUCAGGUGGCGCUUCGCAGAGCCUCAACGUGGACAUGUAAUUUGUAGCUUGACGACAACGCCUAGCUAUGGGCAGAUUAAACUAUUUCCGGGUGUCGCCCUCUUAAAACUUGAAUAUGGCUGCUCCUAGAAAGAAGACCUGGAUGAACUGGACAGAUGUUAUAGUAGAAUACACAAAAAGAUCCCGCACUCUGGCAUUGAUAGAAUGUGAUCACAUUUUGUUCUUACACGCAUACAAUCCAAGUGUUCCAGGUCCAGGAUUGGCAAAUUCCAAUUUGCAGAUAUGAAGAAAAUCAGGUCCAGGCACUCAGGAUAUUGCAAAAAGCAGAUUUAUUGGAACAAAGGAGCAACGUUUCAGCCUUCACAGGGGCCUUUGUCAAGCUAUCACCAUAAUGCACACAACUUCUUCAUAGAGUGUCAUUUGGAUUACUCCCUAUAAAAGAGGUUGUGUGCAUUAUAUAUAUAUGUCCAGGCACUCAGGAUAUUACAAAAACAGAUUUAUUGGAACAAAGGAGCAACGUUUCGGCCUGCACAGAGGAAUUUGUCAAGCUAUCACCAUAAUGCACACAACUUCUUCAAAGAGUGUCAUUUGGAUUACUCCCUAUAAAAGAGGUUGUGUGCAUUAUAUAUAUGUCCAGGCAUAAGUUGGUAUCCACAACGUGACAGAACCGCUUUAACUAAGCCAUUACGAUUAUUAUUUUAAAAUGUAGCAUUUUUUUUUAAAUUGCUCUGGUAAUUUUCUGUGAAGGGUGCUAAGGAUAAAUGUCGAAAAACUCCUACAUCAAAAAAAUCUUGGCAAUGAGUAAAUACGUUUGAUGCAGGUUUGUGAAAUUGGUUCAGAUUACGUAGUCCAGCGGCAUGUCUCUUAGUGCAGUGUGUACCAGCUCACAUGCCUGUACCAUAAUCUCACCCACCUAGAUGGAUACAACUCCAUUUUCUAUAAAACCAUGCAAAGUCUUUCCUCACUCAGGAAAGUGAUCUUACAGUACGAAUGAAUGGAUUUCUGUUCAUGCCGCCAUUGCGCACUUGCAGGCUUUCUUCAUUCAUUUGAAAACUAUUGAACAUGUCAAUGUGACAUCAUCACAUUAAGCUCAGCAAGAGCACACUAGGAUUGGCUGAAGCAUACCUGCCACUCAGGAUGAUGCUGCGGGUAAUGGAGUAGAUUGAAAGCACUGGGAUAGUCUGCAAAGUUGGGGCAUAUUUACAGCUGAGGUUUUUAAAAAAAAUUAUUUUUUUAAUGUAUUUAUAUUAACUCUUAUUUCUUUAUUUUAUUAACGUUGUUGGAUCUAAAUCCUUACUGCAGUGACACUUGAAGGGCCAUUAAUAUUAAUUUCUUUAAUAUGACAUGGCACAAAGAGAUGUGAUAAAUGGAUUUGAAAGUUAAAAUGUUUAAACAGUUCACAGCUGCUAGAAGUUUUUAGACAAAACCUACCGUAUAUACUCGAGUAUAAGUCGACCCGAAUAUAAGUCGAGACCCCCUAAUUAUACCCCAAAAAACUAGGAAAACGUAUUGACUCGAGUAUAAGACUAGGGUGGGAAAUGCAGCAGCUACUGGUAAAUUUCUAAAUAAAAUUAGAUCCCCCCAAAAUUAUAUUAAUUGAAUAUUUAUUUACAGUGUGUAUAUAAUGAAUGCUGUGUGUGUGUGUGUGUAUAUAAUUAAUGCAGUGUGUGUGUAUGAUGCAGAGUGUGUUUGUGUAUGUGAUGCAGAGUGUGUAACCUUGGUGGGGGGGUGGGCAUUUUUAUUUUAUUUUUUAUUAUUAUUUUAGUAUUACAUUUUGAAUUUUUUUUUUUUAAUAUUAUUAAAAUUUUUAUUUUAUUUUAAUAUUAUUUAAAAAAAAAAUUUUUUUUUACGUCCCCACUCCCUGCUUGAUACCUGGCUAGGGAGGGGGGGGCUAUAUUAUUCCCUAUUGGUCCAGUGGUGUGUACUGUGCAGGAGGGGGCCUGGGAGCAAGCUGUAACUUACCUUUACAGCAGCUCCAUUCAGCUCCCUUCUCCUCAGUUCCGGUCAGCUCCACUGUAAGUCUCGCAGUCUGAGUGCCAGACGCCGCGGCUCUCGCGAGACUUACAGUGGAGCUGACCGGCACGGAGAAGGGAGCUGAAUGGAGUUGCUGUAAAGGUAAGUUAAAGCUUGCUCCCAGCCCUCAACAGGACCGCCGGGCUUGUAAUGAGCCCAGUGGUCCUGGUCUGUAUUAUGGCAAUGUAAGUUGCCAUAAUACAGAAACUGACUCAAGUAUAAGACGAGUGGGGGUUUUUCAGCACAAAAAAUGUGCCAAAAAACUCGUCUUAUACUCGAGUAUAUACGGUAAUGUGAAUUGUUGGAAGAGACCAGAAUAAAUAACUUCACUCACUAAACAGAAACCAAAGUUGUCCUCUAACCGGCUUCUUCGUGUUCUAAGCCAACCAGAAGCCACCUAGAAUUCUUGACAUGGUCAGUGACCACAAACUGCAGAGCUGUGACUGAAUUAAUGACAGCCUCUUCUCUGCUAUUACUUGUAACAAAUAUACAAUGUGUAAGUACCAAAGCCUUUCUAUAAUUAUGCAUAAUGUGCCAUUUUAUAUGAACUGGGUUUGAGAUGGAGCAUUACAGUUUCUGCAUAUGUGCAGUUCCAGGUUACAACUGAUGAUCUGCGGGGUCUGUAACUCGAUACUUGAUUGAUUUAUAUGUGUUUUCCCGCUCAGUAAAUUGUUUGCUAUGCAUUCGUUUAACCAGUCUGAAAAUAGAUUCUUCUGUUGGAACUCACAAAUUCUAUUCCUCCGAGCCAUUGUUGGCCUUCACUAGUGAGCUUCACCUGCCAAGGAAUUUCCUUAACUAGUGAUUUCUGUUCAUUUACGAUCACCUGUCUGUAAUACCGAAUAAAUCCCCAGCCCAAAUAAUAAUUAAAUAGAAAUUAAGAAUAUUUAAAUAAGCAUUAAAAAUAUCCUUAAGUCCAGUAGUAAUCUUCGGCUUCAACUAUAUCAGAUUUUAAAUGUAUUUUUGAGUUCCUCACAGCAUAUGUAAAUAGCUGGGCACAUUGGGGUUUGAGAAAAAUGUGAAUCAAACACAAUAAUGCGAAAUUUAUUUAUUAAAAGCAAUCGUUGAAUAGGAAGAUUCUUUCUAACGUAACUAUGCUGCUGUGCUUAAUACACCGAUUUAAUUUUAAUCCGUUUGGCAGAUGCCAUUGUCAAUGAUCACUCCCACCUCCCCUCAAUACUGUUCAACAUUGUUUUAUUUAUUUAUUUAUUUAGUGGGUUUUUUGUUGUUGUUUUUUUUUCGUCUUCUCAUAUUAGCAAUACAGUGAUCUCUGUAUUGUAAUAAGUCUAAGCGUUCAAUAGUCCACUCUCCUUUAUGUGUCCACUUGUCAGUGCUGUGAGCUAUUUUCCUUGCAAAAAAAACAAAAUAAACCCGUUAUUGCAAUGUUUUUUUUUUUUUGAGCAGUGUUUCUGUUAGAAGUCCCAGCAUAUAAGAAAUGGUGCAUGAUGACUUUUUAAUUAUUGAAUAGCCAAGAAUACCUUUCUGCAUCACCUGUAGAAAUCUGCAAAUAUUGGUACCUAUGUUUCUCUUUUCCAUCAGAGAUUUGCCAGAAAAAAAUGUUAAUAUUGUGUAAAGCUAUUUUUUCAGAUUUUCUUUUUCCCACUUUCACACAGUGACACAUUGUGUGUCUGGGUGGGGCGUGAAUAACUAGUUUAAACAAAUCCAUCAUCUGGGCCACGCCAUGAAUAAGCUGAGCAUUUUUCUGCUUCCAUUUUAAUAUUUUUUUUUUCUUCUUCAAGUUUACAAAGCCAGUGGAUGUUUUAAUUUACCUUUAAAGAACAACAUUCACCUUCCUGCAGCAAGUGUUUGUGUAUAAGUCCUGUUCCUUUCUUUAUAAUCUAACUUUUUUUUAAUGUUGUAUAGGCAAAUUUCCUGGUUUAAUGUGAUUAUUUGAUCUAUGAAUUGUUUGGUAAUGAACAUUGAAUACAGAUUCUAGCAGGGCCCUCAACCCCUCUGUUUCUGUGCGUCAAACUUGUCUUGUUACAAUUACAUGUUUGUUAGUCCACCCUUUGUAAAGCGCUACGGAAUUUGUUGGUGCCAUAUAAAUAUAAUAAUAAUAUUCCCAUAAGUCUUCCUGCACUUACGGUCACAGCUCACACUAGACUAGCUUACUCCCUGAUGUCCCGACUGUCCUGUCACUAGCACUAGCAAAAAUUCAACAUGUGAACCCUGAUCCGUUUUUGUUGGAGAAUGUAUGUUGUAUGAUAGGCUGAGAGCACUGAGCUAAUACAGCGCCAGUAUGACACUAUCAGUGAGAAUUAAAAGUACAUUUUUAAAUUUAAGGCCAGAGUAGCCGAACUGAAAGCGUAGCUGACUUAGAGAAUGUUUCCAGAUCAGCUAUUUUAACCUAAAAUUUGCAAAUUACUUUCAAUUCUCACUAUAGUGAAUAAGUCUAGAGCUCCCCUGUUGCUGGGAAUUGCAUAGUCAAAGGCUCUUGAUCUAUACAUACGCUUCUUCUGUUUUGUCUGCAUAGCCUUGCAGACACCAACCUUGAAGUUUGGGAUCCCAUAACAUUAUUAAUUGUGCGAUGCUGAUGGAGUUAUUUGCCCACGGCGUGGCGGUAUGUGCAGCCACUUCAUGGCACCAUGUUCUGUGUGGGGGAAGCAAACUUCAUUUGAAUGUAUAUUAUUAUUUAUACAUUUUCUGACAGUUUUGUAUAACUUGCUUAUAACUAUGUGAAUAUGAACUUGCCAUCCAUACAGUUAAUUGAUGGCUCAUUAAAUCAAAGCUCUCUAAAUAUUUACACUGAUUUUAAACACAAUCCUCCAUCAGUAUGUAUGUGGGUGCUCCAAGCUGCAAUGAGUAUGUAAUUCACUUCCAUCGUAAAGGAGAAUUCCCAGAGAAUUUACCAUUAUGACUGUAUAUUCAUUAUUUGUGCCAGCCCCAGACUGGCUCUCAAUUUGGUGUGUUUUGACGCUUGGCUGAUUACUUCCUUCAUCGCUUUCCACUGCUUCUUGCCAACCCUCGAUAGCGUGUGCUCCUUUGUAGGUAGACAUUUGCAUAAUCUCGCAGCUCCGGGUCCUAUAAUAGGGAGACAGACUAUUUGUAACUUGCAAUAUGUGGCUUGAUGCCUCUCCGUUGAAAAGUGCCAGCUAUUUAUGGCACCUAGCGGUGCCAAGCAGCAGCUGCGUGACAAAUUAUGGAUGAUAUUGUCCUAAAACAAUGAGUGCUUUUAUAAACCCGUCCAGCUCAUCUCGUACUUACGGAGCACAUGAGCCGAUGCUGAUUUUUAUGUAAACAUGAGAAUCCCUAUUUGUUCAUUUUGAGUUUUGCACUUGGCGUUAAUAAGAAGGCUUUGAUAAUACAUUGUCAGAAUGUAACCAUUUCCCUCCAGGACUGGACAGGGAACACUAAGGAAAUGAUUUUUGGUGUCUGUGUAUUUGUGUAUAUUUUCAUACACAGUCAAUGACCACUUUCUUUAUGUUUCCAGAACAGCCUUAGUUUUUAUUCAAUGAGUUGCUGGAAACGCUUCUUUAGGAUUUUUCUCCAAGCUUACUCGCCCGGUUCCUGAAGAUUUUUGGCCACUCAUUCUGGCAGCAAGCUUCAUGUCUCAUCUCAUCCAAAGGUUCUUUUAUGGAUUGAGAUCUCCUGAAUAUCUAGGCCAUUGCAGUCACUAUCAUCUCCCUGUCAAGUCGAUGUGUGCUUUGCGAUGUGAUGCAUUGUCCUGCUGAAAAUAUCUAAAAGCUAGAGCAUUCAACGAACGCUCAAAUGGUUUUCCCAGGUCUAAUGUAUGUCAAGGAUCCAAUAACUACACCAUUACACAAAUACCUGCCCGUGUCAUUGACGCAAGAAUUAGCAGAACUUGUGGUUUACAACAAGCUGGGACCUCGCCAUCUACAUGAUGCAGCAGGAAUUGCAAUUCAUUAGGCCAGGCAAUGUUUUUCCAAUAUUCAAUUAUGAUCAUCAUGAGCCCUGUGUAGUCUCCUUUUCCUGUUCAGGAAUACACAUCUGCACAUCACGCAUUAUUUUUGUGUCUGCUUCUUGAUGUCUAACCAUUCCAUUCCUCCAAUCUGCAGAACUGCCAAUCACUUGAUGAUUUUUUGCUUAGUACGCUAUAGCAGGUUAACGGCUGUAACCACAGAGCAUAAAACAAAUCACAGGUCAACAGUUUGUUGGAACCACCAUAUCUGACCUCAACAAUCAUACCACAGUCAAAGUUGUCUUGAUCAUAUGUCGUCUUCUUCUCAGUGAAGUACCAGGCUCCUAAACGUAUUGAUCAUGUCUGCAUGCCUUAUGUGGAGAUGUCUACACAUUACUGCUGUUUGGUUAUUUUUAUUAAGGAGUUGGUGUGCCUAACACAGUGUCCACUAGGGUUUUGCAUUUGUGUCUGUCUCCCAAUAUGUGUGUCUUACUGCUGAUGUUAAUGAUGCAAAUUUUGAUUACUCCAACAAAGCACAUCUUAUAAUUGGUUCUUUAGAUUUCAACAUAGUUAUGAAAGUGAGAUAUAUUUGGUUUAAUGAUGACACGUGGUGAACGUUCUGUUUUAUCUCCAGGCUGUGUUUGUUGUGGCAUGCAGCGAUAUCGCUUCAAAUUCUUACUGAAACUGCUAGAUGGUCAUAUAUAUCCCUCGUUCUUCAUGGAUAUGUAUAAUUUGGUUACUAUAACUAUAAUGAGCUAGGAAUGUUUUUUAUUUAAGCGUGUAGAUCUCUUCUAUUCUAAAGUGCAUACUUGAUCCACACACCAUUUAGAAUAUAGGAAGGGGGGGGAAAGCACAGAUAAAAAAAAAUAUAUAUUUAAAAAAAAAAAAAUUAAUAAUUAAGUCAUGCACUUCAUGUCCAUAAAAUGCCAAACAAGAGUUAAAUGCCUUGAAUGGCUUGGUUGAACAGGUAGGACAUGCAAGUUGCACUUCAGCUGUUCUUGGGAGCAUUUGUCCUCAGCAGCAGGAGUACCAACUCUGAAGUUAUCCCUCAGUGCGCACUGCGGAGCGUUCAGAAAGAACACUGGUCUGUUUUUUGUGAUUUGAAAUGCAGGGGGAGGCAAGAGUUCUCAAGUUAGCUCACUUGCCUGGCUAACAGAAGGGACCUCCUUUAUUCUUUAAUGAUAAAAGUGCCAAUAUUCUCAUAGAAAUUAGCACUUUUAUAAAAUGCUUUUUACGUGGGAUACUUAUAGGUGUGAAUUGGUCCUUUAAAUACUUAUUGGAACACAGUUGGAUUUAUUCUCUAUAACUGGAAUUAUAAAGCAACAUCAAUGAAAUUGUGCCACAAUAGUUCAAUUGUAAAAAUCCACCAACUUCACUAUUAGUCUUUCUGUAAACAGAAUUAAGAAUUGACCAGGAAAUGUUACAAAAUAAUGGACUAUUGAAAAAAAAACAUCUAAUCAUUUCUUACUCGACUGUUAUGUCCCAAUAUCUGAAAUUCUGUUGUCUUAUUCCUGAAUUUAAUGUAUAGAGUUAUGAUUUUGCGUGUCUCAUUCUGAUAUUAUUAAACUCCUGCGUAUGUCCGUGCAUUCUGUCCCUAUAGGGAAUGUUUGUAUACAUCCUUGUAUUGCUUAUAAACUGAUUUCUCUUUUCAUUCCUCCUCUGCAGAUCAAACACGUUGUAACGUUUGGAUAUUAGACGGAGACUUGUACCACAAAGGCCUUUUAAAAUUUGCCCUGUCGGCGGACUCAAUUAGGGAUUCUGUGGCUGUGUUUGUGGGUGACAUGUCCAGACCAUGGACUAUUAUGGAGUCUUUGUUGAAGUGGUCUAGAGUUUUACGGGAGCACAUAGACAAACUGAAAAUCCCCCCGGAGGAAAUCAGAGAGCUGGAGCAGAAGAGUAAGUCAAGCUGGAGUUUAGUAGAUCCAAACCUUUCUGUUUUGCAUCAAGUCCUGCAUUGUGUACUAACCUGUGUUAGCUUAAGUAGGGGAAAUAUUUUUACAGGAAGUGUCACCUAAAUGGUGUUUGUACUAGCCUUGACCUUACUGGGGGCAAGUGCUAACACAUUUUAAAGCAGUUUAACACUAAAGUGUCCAGGCCCUGCCCAGACCCUGAAUGAGGCAUGGCUAAGUUAGAGAUUACACACUUCCUACUAGCCGUACCAAUUCAUACCUGCAAUGGAUGCUGUGAUAGGCUGAAAGCAGUCAGCUGACACUCUCCACCAAUAACGGCUGCCCAUUGCUUCUCAGGUUAAUACUUUGCUCAAACAGCACAGAGGGGAUGGGCUGCUGGGGACUCUAGUUUAACAUUAAACCAUAAAAACAUUAGAAACAGUGUAACACUGAAUAAAAGGACAGCGCCAGGGGAUUCCAGAUACUGUAACCAGUGCCUACAGUGUCACUUUAAAGAGGAACUAUUACUUCACAGGAUUUUAUCCCCUAUAUUUAACAAAUAUUUACUUGUGAGGUCUGAAAAAUAAAAUUAAAUGUAGAAAUCCACAUGUCUUUAUCCUGCAAUGGGGCACAUUCAGCAGAAAACGUACAGAGAAGAGAAAAAAUGUUUUCCAUUUCUCCUCUUUCUUUUAAUGACAAGUUAUUUUCAAUGAUGCAAUUAGCAGAUAAGUUACCGUUAUUCUGUAAGGAUGACCUGUGUGUUUCAAAACACGCAAUAAGUUUGUCCAUAACAUACAUCUACAACUCUUUGGGUGGGUGGGGGAGGGUCUCUUCAUUGGAGUUCUAGCAGCACAGACAUUGAGACUGGUUUUCUCAGUGGAGUAAAUCUCUCAAGCUGGACCUAAUGUAUUCAACACAUGGACUGAGAGGAAGCACUGUGAGACAUUUGUUCCAGAGCAAGAAAAUAUAUUUGUGAUUGUCUUGUAAUGUCCUCAGUAAUGUAGUAGCCUCCUUUAAACCAAUGUAUACAGUAAAUGGGGAAAAAAAGAUUUGGAUUUUUAUCUCCGGUGUUUGGACAUUCCCUAGAUGUGGUGUCAAAACUUUUCCCUUCAAGAGAGUGGAUUGUGUCAUUUUUACUCGACAUUUCAAUGUCACUUUCUUCAACUUGUACAUUUAGCAAUUCCAUUCAGAAUGCACAAGUAUAUAGGAUCUCGCUCCCCUCCCUGGAAAAAGAGACGAGCUGCACAUAUAGAUGUUGAGCUCCGGGGUUGAUUGCUGCACGCAGUCUGGUUUACUGCUAUCUGUUUACAGAGCCCUUCCUCUCAUUACAUAUGAUGAAUGACGGUGUGUCUGGGAAUUAAACCACUUAUUCAAUAAACCCCUGCUUGACAGGAGACAGGCAGCAUCUCACAGCAGUGCAUAUGCAGGAGCUUUGAAUCUGGACAUUUAUUAUUAUAUAUAUUUUUUUAUGCAUUAAAUUAACAGUUUAAGCACCAUAACCACUACAGCCUACCAUAGUGACUGUGGUGCCAGGAGUGCCCUAGUGCCCCCCGACAGUAAGUAGUCAAACCGUUUGCGGAUUGUUUGACAACUAGCAUGGAACGGUGCCACUGCACUCCUGGACCAUAAUCACUGCAGCAGGCUGUAGUAGUUAUGGUGCUUGGAAUGUUGCUUUAAAUAUAUAAUAUUUAAAUUAAAAUAUAUCCUGCUCUAAAAAUAGCAGAUGGAUUUUUGCCCAUUUCCUUUUAAUCUAAUUUUGAAUCCUCUUCUUUAGCACAAUAAUGGAUAAAACCUUACCACUUACUAAAUGCACAUUUGUCGCAGCAUCUUUUUAAGGCAAGUCCUUAGCUGAUACCAAAUGUUCCUUUUAAUGCUAUGUGCACACCCUUUUAUUUCCAGUAUUGUUAGUGUUAAAUACCUUUUUACAUUCCUCCCAAAGGCGGUUUUAUUCCACGUGCAAUCUUAGACGCCUCUCACAUAGCAUUUACUCAGCUCAUUUUCCUUUUCACUAAGCUGAAUCAUAGAAAUCUCUUCUCAGUCAGAUUGCCGGAAAGAAUGGUGAUCUGUGUUUUUUUUUCUUGUUAUUUGAGCUUACAGGUAUGCAAAUCAAUGUGCUGGCAUUUUCUAAAUUUGUUGGCAGUUGGCAGACCCUCCAUCCCAGCCUUCCUCCAUUGUUGCCGAGACAUAAAACCCUAUAGAUGCUGUGAAUGCUGCUGUCUCAUAUUACAAGAGUAGUAAAGCGUUCUUUAGAAAACAUAGUAAUGUAUACAGCUAUGACAUCCAGACACAUUUUCUGUGUUGUGAGAAACCUACCCUUACUGCUUGCAGAUUAGCUUACCCUGUAUCACAGGGAAACCCUUUGACUGCUUCUUAAAGGAACACUAUAAUGUAAACGUAUACAAACGUAUUCCAGACAUUGGAGUGUUAAACUAACUAUUUAGGUAACCCUCUUUGUGUAGUAAAAAGGUGUUUAAACUUCAAUCUGCCAUUUAGGAGUUAAAUCCCUUUGUUUAUGAACCCUAGUCACACCUCCCUGCAUGUGACUUGCACAGCCUUCCAUAAACACUUCCUGUAAAGAGAGCCCUAUUUAGGCUUUCUUUAUUGCAAGUUCUGUUUAAUUAAGAUUUUCUUAUCCCCUGCUAUGUUAAUAGCUUGCUAGACCCUGCAAGAGCCUCCUGUAUAUGAUUAAAUUAGAGAUUGAGAUACAAUUAUUUAAGGUAAAUUACAUCUGUUUGAAAGUGAAACCAGUUUUUUUUUUUUUUUUUCAUGCAGGCUCUGUCAAUCAUAGCCAGGGGAUGUGUGGCUAGGGCUGCAUAAACAGAAACAAAGUGAUUUAACGCCUAAAUGACAGUGAAUUGAGCAGUGAAAUUGCAGGGGAAUGAUCUAUACACUAAAACUGCUUUAUUUAGAUAAAGUAAUUUAGGUGACUAUAGUGUUCCUUUAACCUCUACCACUUCAGCUGGAAAGCUAUUCCAUGCAUCCACUACCCUCUCAGUAAAGUAAUACUUCCUGAUAUUAUUUUUAAACCUUUGUCCCUCUAAUUUAAGAGUAUGUCCUCUUGUUAUGGUAGUUUGUCUUCUUUUAAAUAUGGUCUCCACCUUUACUGUGUUGAUUCCCUUUAUGUAUUUAAAUGUUUCUAUCAUAUCCCCCCUGUCUCGGCCUUCCUCCAAGCUAUACAUGUUAAGAUCCUUUAACCUUUCCUGGGAAGUUUUAUCCUGCAAUCCAUGAACCAGUUUAGUAGCCCUUCUCUGAACUCUCUCUAAAGAAUCAAUAUCCUUCUGAAGAUACGGUCUCCAGUACUGCGUACAAUACUCCAAGUGAGAUCUCACCAGUGUUCUGUACAAUGGCAUGAGCACUUCCCUCUUUCUAAUGCUAAUACCUCUCCCUAUACAACCAAGCAUUCUGCUAGCAUUUCCUGUUGCUCUAUUACAUUGUCUGCCUACCUUUAAGUCAUCAGAAAUAAUCACCCCUAAAUCCCUUUCCUCAGAUGUUGAGGUUAGGACUAUAUCAAAUAUUCUGUACUCUGCCCUUGGGUUUUUACGUCCAAGAUGCAUUAUCUUGCACUUAUCCACAUUAAAUGUCAGCUGCCACAACUCUGACCAUUUUUCUAGUUUACCUAAAUUGUUUGCCAUUUGGCUUAUGCCUUCUGGAACAUCAACUCUGUUACAUAUCUUAGUAUCAUCAGCAAAAAGACAUACCUUACCAUCAAGACCUUUUGCAAUAUCACUAAUAAAAAUAUUAAAGAGAAUGGGUCCAAGAACAGAUCCACGAGGUACCCCACUGGUGACAAGCCCAAGCUUUGAAUAUUGAUUACAAUAUCAGUCACUCAGCCACUGCCUUACCCAUUCAACAAUAUUGGAAUCCAAACUUAAAGAUUGCAAUUUAUUGAUAAGCCUUCUAUGUGCAACAGUGUCAAAGGCCUUACUGAAAUCUAGGUAAGCAACCCUGAUCUAUAACUUUAGUUAACCAAUCAAAAAAAUCAGUAAGAUUAGUUUGGCAUGAUCUCCCUGAAGUAAAUCCAUGUUGUCUCUGAUCUUGAAAUCCAUGUGUUUUUAGAUGUUCAUCAAUCCUAUCCUUUAGCAUGGUUUCCAUCACUUUCCCCACUACUGAAGUAAGGCUUACUGGCGUAUAGUUGCCCGACUCCUCCCUACUACCUUUCUUGUGAAUGGGCACAACAUUCGCUAACUUCCAAUCUUCUGGGACUACUCCUGUUAACAAUGGUUGGUUAAAUAAAUCUGUUAAUGGUUUUGCUAGUACACCACUAAGCUCUUUUAAUAACUUUGGGUGUAUUCCAUUAGGUCCCAAUGACUUAUUUGUCUUUACUUUUGACAGUUGAAAUAGAACCUCUUCCUCUGUAAACUCACAUUUAACAAAUGACUAAUUUGUCCUUUUUCCUAACUGAGGUCCCUUUCCUUCAUUUUCCUCUGUAAAUACUGAACUUGAAUUAAUGCAUCUCUAUGGGGAAGGUUCAGCUAGAGACACUGAAUGCAGCACUAGACUAGGAAGCAUUACUAGAGGUGUUCCUUGGUUUUACUCCGCUAUUUGUCGGAAGCACCUCUAGUGGCUGUCAGUCUGACAGCAGCUAGAGGCUGCUAAUCCUGCAUUGAAGUUAUUGCCAUAUCUGCAGAACAUCAGUGUGGCCGCUGUGCCUAUAGUGUUCCUUUAAAUGUAACAUCUGGAAUUUGCGAUGGUGCCUGCUUAGGCAUUCUCUUCUCUUCUUCUGGUUCAUCCUAUAGCUAAGGAAUGGUUCCAGUUGUGUUCUCAGGACAUAGUAUUACUGAUUCUUCAAGUAUUUUAAUUGUUAAAUGAGAUUUUCAUACAUAAUUUGUAAUUUAACCCAUCAUUGAUAUUUGAGAGACCGUGAUGAGUGACCUUAAUCUUCUUGGCUGUAUUAUAUGCAAACUACGUGCUUUGUCUGUUUUUUGUAGGAAGUGUUUUUCUUUUUUUAAAGGAUCACUAUAGGGUCAGGAACACAAACAUGUAUUCCUGACUCUAUAGUGCUAAACCCACCAUUUAGGUGGCUUGCCCCCCUCCCCUCUCCCUCCCCCUUAACCCCCCUCAGAAUGGGUUUAAAACUCGCCUUAUUUUCAGCUCUCCACGGGUCUCUCCAUAGGGAAAGCAUUGGAUUGGCUAAAAUUGGCACCAGGCGGGGCCAAACACAGUUUUGGCCAAUCAGCACCUCCUCAUAGAGAUGCAUUGAAGUGCAUGGGAACGCUGAACUGCAGGGCUGCUUACUAUGCAGCCCUGAGCCAGGAAGCCCCUCCAGUGGCCAUCUAAGGAGUGGCCACUUGGAGGUGUCCCUAGGGGCAAUGUAAACACUGCCUUUUCUAUGAAGGGAACUAUUAUACUUACCAGAACUACAUUAAGCUGUAGUUGUUCUGGAGACUAAAGUGUCCCUUUAAUGUUUUAAUUUUUUAAGUCAAGUCAUAUUGUGUUUUUAAAUGAGAAUCUAAUUUAUACUCUCUGUGCUUAAAAGAAGUUGCUUUUGAGUCCAUUCAGGAUUUAAAAAAAUAUAUAAAUACAUUUUGGUGCCAAAGGAAGCUAUUGGCUCUAGAAACUGCUUACAUGUGUUAACAAUUUCCCUUAGGUGCUGACACAUUUGAAUGGUUAAGAUGAGCAAAGUAAGUGUUCCUUGUAAAUACAUAGAUUACAAUCUUGUCAACAGCCUCCUAGACUGUACAAACCAAAAGACUAUUAGGCCGCGGUUUUGGGAGCUUCUACUCCUUGCUAAGCAAACUGCGGUUUUGCAUUUAAAUUAGUUACCAGUCAUUGGAACAGGAGUUUGGCAAGAUCACAGUAACUUUAUUUGCAUCCUGACCUUAGUCUGUGUUGUCCGUUCUGUAUUAUCAAAUUUAAACAUUAGGCUCACUGUGUGGGUUUUUUUUAUUUUAUUUUGUUUAUCUUUUAAUUUUUAUAUCUAUUUUUGUGUGAGUUAUGUUGCUUAAACUCCUUUUCUCGUUAGACUUUAUUUCAUGAUAGGAAAUGUCCAAGUUUAAAAGGAAAAUUCAAUUCAAUUUUUAAAUAGGAAGCAAGUUAUAUGCAGCUCACACUUUGAAUGCUGUGCAUAGCUCAUAGGUCAGUCUGGGUCCACUAAAUGUAGUCCCAGGUAUUGAUUGAUACCUGUGUCUUCUUGGUAUGAGCAGGGAUUGAACCCUCUUCACACCAAAUUGUGUUUCAAGGCAUUUAAAUACCCAUUUAAAAGGUUGUGUGCAGCGCUAACUUUGAGCGCUGCACACAGUUUGUUCAGUUUGGAGCCACUAAAUAUGCCUCCAGCUGAGCAUGGAUUUAACAUUGGGGAUUUAACGUUGGGGUGUCAUUAUGCCUUAAUCGCAUGUUUUGUAGAACAAAAUCACGUAUCCUAACAUUGUGAAGAGGUUAACAAAAUGAUCACAGUGUAAAUGUGAAAAAACCCAAACAUUAGCAAGUUGUUUAAUUCGUUUUACUGAUUAUAUGGCAUGUUAUCUCUCCAGCCAGUCUGCUCUGUUUACAUACAAAUUUCCUCUGCUAGUUCUCCCGGAAUUUGUCUAUAAAGCUUAACUAUUGGCGCCUACUCAGUCAAGUAAUAAAUUCUGAAAAGAUUUUUGAAGUGAUAGAGUUAUGACAGCAUUAUGUCAAUGCCGUAUUUUUGUCUCUGCCAUGUAUCAAUAACUGUUCGGUGCAUUAGUCAACCACUAAUUGUUCUGUCCCUAUUUUUCCAUACACAAGAUUGAUAUUUUUUAGGUGUUUUCGGUCCACUUGUUUAGUUUAUAUACACACUUUGUGUUCCGUCAUCGAGACUGUGACAUCUCCCAGAUCAAUAUAAAAGGUGUUUGCAUAUGGAUAUUUCCAGAUUGAUUUCAGUUUUACAACAGGCUGUAUACAAUCUGUUAAUUGUGAUUAAACUGCAUUACUUUCUGAUCACUGGUCUUCUUUAUGACUCUAUUCAGAGUUCUGAAAUAUUAAAUUUACACUGGAUUUUUUUUUUUUUUUUUUACAGUUGUUAAAGACUUCCAGGAAUAUUUGGAACCAGAAGAUUCAUCUGUAGGGUCACCACAGAGAAGAACUGUCUCAGAUGAGGACAACAUCAUCCUUCCGCUUGGGGACAAUAUCCUCACACAUAAUCUUGGCAUUCCUGUGCUAGUUGUCUGCACCAAGGUGAUUAUGGGAAAUGUUUAUUUUUCUUUUUUCUUCAACCUUUAAAAUCCAAGCUAGAAAGUCUCUAUCCCUGUGCAUCCUUUUAUUGCAGCCCUUGCUAGAUCUCUCCGUUUGGGCAGAUAAGGCUGACGGGAUAUCCCAGCAGAAAUUACAGUCAGUCAUGACCGCCAACCAUAUGCUAUGCAAAUGCUAGAGGAGUAUAGAAGUAAAGGAACGCAGGUAUACAAAUUUGUAUUCCUGACCCUAUAGUGUUAAAAACACUAUUUAGGUGACCGGCCACACCAUGCCCUCUUAAAAAGUUAAUAAACUUACCUUUAUUCCAGCACUGCACUUGGCUCCGCCCCUGAUGGUCCUCCACCCCCAUGACUGAGAUCAUUAUAACUGGCAAUCUCAGCUAAUCCAAUGCUUUCCUAUGGGAAAGCAUUGGAAUGGCUAAGAUCGUCAACUCUGAUGAUCUCAGCCAAGGAGGCAGGGAGGAUGUGGAGCCAAACACCACGCUGGUCAGUCAGCAUUGCCUCAUAUACAUACAUUGAAUACAUGCAUUUAUUUAUGAGGAAUGCUCAGCGUCUCCAUGCACAGAGUGGAGGCGCUGAACGUGCAGCACUGACCCACGAAGUAUCUCUAGUGGGCGUCUGACUACCACUAGAGGUGUUACUAAGCAGUAAUGUAAACACUGCCAUGUCUCUGAAAAGGUAGUAUUUACAUGUAAAUACAUGCAGGGACAGACUAUACUCACCAGAACAACUACAUUAACCCCUUAAGGACCAAACUUCUGGAAUAAAAGGGAAUCAUGACAUGUCACACAUGUCAUGUGUCCUUAAAGGGUUAAGCUACAGUUGUUUUGGGGAGUAUAGUAUCCCUUUACGAUAUUGCUACUUUCCACUGUAAAGAAGGGCAAAUCUAGUCUGCUCACAUGGGAAUCUGGUAAUAACGGUCACAAUGAUUGCUUUACUGAUUCUACUCAAACAUAUCCUUCACGUUAAUCAAUUUCUACUUUGUUUUGUAAAUCACUGAAAUCUGUAUUAUUGGUCUCAUUGAAAUAUUUCAUUUACAGUGUAUAGCUCAAUCGCUGCCAGUUCCUUUUUGCAAAGCUAAUAAUAUUCUCUGCAGGUUUGCUGCCCUCGAGCGGAGUGGGUUGGUAAACAUGUUGAACAAAGGACAUGAUUUUAAAUGUAAUAUACACGCGUACAGGGCUCGACAUUUCCACUCAACAUUGGCGAAUAGAAAGUGACCCCUGCUCGGUGUGCCAUGGACCCUCUAGACUUGCUAUUUGGAAUAAUAAAUGAAAAAAACGAAAAAAAUAAACCUUAUUCUUAGGGUAUUGCUUUUUAGAUUUGUCAUUAAAGGGAUCUAAGGAGAAUCUGAGAAUGUAUUUUUGGGGAAAGCUAUAACUGUGUCUCAGUCUCUAUGGAAACCAAUAAUAUGUCCCUGCUUAUUGCUCCACAACUGAAUUGGUCACUAUGGAAACCAAUAGAAUGUUCUUGCUGAUUGCUGCACAGUUGAAACAAUCACCAUGGAAACUCAUAAAAUGUCCCUGCUGAUUGCUUCCUUAUUGUCAGUCUGCCCCAUAAAUGCUCUUUGCAUAUACAUAUCCAAUAAAGCCUUUCUCUGUGUAUGGGUAGUUCUGGGCUUAUAUUAACCACAUACAAUCCCAGCGGUAUUAGUGUCAUUCAGCACUGCGGUGACAUUUUUAAAAUCACUUUAAUAUCAAAGAUAUUUAAACACUGCUUAGUUACUGUUUCUGUGUGUUGUGUUCCAGUGUGAUGCAGUGAGUGUGUUGGAAAAGGAGCACGACUACAGCGACGAGCACUUUGACUUCAUUCAGUCACACAUCCGGAGGUUUUGCUUGCAGUGUAUCCUUUUCACAGCUUUUAGUUCUUGUCAUGUGACCAGAUUAUCACUUUCUCUACUGUUCUACCAGUAUCUGCUAUGAAUGGGGCUAGUGUAGGGACAGCUAUGUGAAUGCUAAAAGAAGAAUACACCAAGCAGCACAAGUAUAGCUCUCAGAUCCCAUGCUAAUCAGCCUUGACAUCAGUAGCAUCUGGCUUUGGUUCAUGAAAUCGCGUUAAGCUGUCAGACGUCCCCUCCUCCUAGUGUCUGCUUCUCUGUUUGCAGAGACCGGACUUUGUCCCAGGUGUAAAACCCGAUGUGUACAAAAUCUGCAUCCGGCUCUUGCUAUUUCUCAUAGCAUGCUCUUGGUGACUUCUGUUAUUUAGUUUUAAUUACAUUUAGUGUGUAUUGUUUUAUUUUUUUUAUUAUUAUUAUUAUUAUUAUCUGAUUAAACACCUAAAGAGUCCAGUAAGCAACUAAUACGAGCAUUUAUCUGAUUAAUUGUUUGUUACCGAAUAAAGAAUUCACUAUUUUUUUUAAUGCUUUGUAUUAAUAUUUUUUUGAAGGAUCACUAUAGGUUCAGGAACACAAACCUGUAUUUCUGACCCUAUAAUGCCAACGCCACCAUUUAGGUGGCUUGACCCCCUAUAAAAGUUUAAAACUCACCUUAUUUCCAGCACUGCGUGGGUCCGCCGGCGCGGCCUCUGCCCCCUUUGUGACAUCUCUGCCCCCUUUGUGACAUCAUCAAAAUGGGCGAUUUUAGCCAAUCCAAUGCUUUCCCAUAUAAUUGGCACGGGGCGCGGCCAAAUGCCGUUUGGGCCAAUCAGGACCUCCUCAUAGAGAUGCAUUAAAUCAAUGCACCUCUAUGAGGAAAAUUCAGCGUCUCUAUGCAGAGUGUGGGAACGCUGAACGGCAGGGCUGCCUACUGUGCAGCCCUAAGCCAGGAAGCCCCUCCAGUGGCCACUUGGAGGUGUCCCUAGGGGCAAUGUAAACGUGUUUACAUCAAAAUGCCUGAAGAAAACUAUUAUACUCACCAGAACAUCUACAUUAAGCUGUAGUUGUUCUGGUGACUAUAGUGUCCCUUAAUUUUAAAAUUCAGUAGUGUACAGCAGGAAGAUGAAAAGUAUAACUAAUUAAUGACAAGUGGUGAGACGAGAUAUAGAGGAUCCUGUUCCAUACCUUCCGAAUUUAUAAAUGGACACUUUAAAUUUUAGGGGUGGGAGUGAGGUACUGCCAAGAACAAUGUAUCUUAUUUACACAAACUGAUUUCUGAACACUUUUUUUUAUUGUAGUUUAAAGACACAUUACUUGGGAGUGUUAUUGUUGUGGAGCUCUGUUUUACACUCAGACACACCAACAAUGUAGAGCUCCUAGAAAAGAGGGACACAGGGAUUGAAAAGGACAGAGGAAUAUGGGUCAAAAUAGGGACUGUCCUUUCUAAAUAGGAGCAGUUGGGAGGUGUGUGGUACAAGUGAGCGUUUCGGUAGAGUGUUUUUUUGCAGAGUAGGGUAUUCUGAACAUGUAGCAGCCGUAGAGAAAUCUUUUAAGUGAACGUUUUAGGAUGGGGAAGCAAUCAGAGCACAAAUGAAGGUCUGGAGGGAUGAAAUGGGUAGUUCCUAAUUAAGGCAGUAAAGUACCUUGUAUUCAUUUGUACAGAGGAAGGACAUGCUUUUGAAUUCUUAAAUAUAUAGGUGGACUGUAUAAGGAUUGACAAAAGGGGCAAGGCUUGAGAGGACCUGUAGAUAAUGUUAAGCUUGGCAGGAUUCAUUACAGACUAUUAGGAGGUUAAUGUAGAUAUAUUUAUGGCAAUGUAGAUCCAUAUAGAUUAUGCAGUCCCGGUGCGCUCAGUCUAUGAUUGCUAUACAACUUCUGUUUUUUUCUUAGUGUAUGACAGCAAAGGGGCUGUCAGAAGUUUAGUAAUGGAAAAACACCAUUUAUUUAUUUAUUCAUUUAUUUGUCAAACUGUUAUAAAACAGACGGACUGCACCCAAAUUCUUCUUUUAAUAUUGCUUUUACAACAAGCCAGAGUGGCUAUGGUGCUUUGAGUGUCCAUUUAAUCGUCUUUAGUCACAAUAACACUUAUAGGAACACUAUAGUCACCUAAAUUACUUUAGCUAAAACAGUUUUAGUGUAUAGAUCAUUCCCCUGCAAUUUCACUGCUCAGUUCACUGUCAUGUAGGAGUUAAAUCACUUUGUUUCUGUUUAUGCAGCCCUAGCCACACCUCCCCUGACUAUGACUGACAGAGCCUGCAUGAAAAAAAAAUGGUUUCACUUUCAAACAGAUGUAAUUUACCUUAAAUAAUUGUAUCUCAAUCUCUAAAUUGAACUUUAAUCACAUACUGGAGGCUCUUGCAGGGCCUAGCAAGCUAUUAACAUAGCAGGGGAUAAGAAAAUCUUAAUUAAACAGAACUUGCAAUAAAGAAAGCCUAAAUAGGGCUCUCUUUACAGGAAGUGUUUAUGGAAGGCUGUGCAAGUCACAUGCAGGGAGGUGUGACUAGGGUUCAUAAACAAAGGGAUUGAAUUUCUAAAUGGCAGAGGAUUGAGCAGUGAGGCUGCAGGGGCAUGUUCUAUACACCAAAACUGCUUAAUUAAGCUAAAGUUGUUCAGGUGACUAUUGUGUCCCUUUAAAGCCAUGCUUGAUUUAGAAUGUGUAUGUGCUGGAUUUCCUUAAAUAGUUUUUGCUAGAUGGAGCUGCCUUAAUUUAUACGUCUGUUAAGGAAGAAAAGAACCUGGAUUUGUUAUACAAGUAUAUUGUACAUAAAGCCUACGAUUUCCACUUUAACACUGCUGCCUUAGUGGUGGAGAAGGAUGCUGUAUUUAUGUAAGUCCAUUUCAUAUUACAUCACUCAUUUUCAUGCCCCUUUCUCUAUGUUCUAUAAUUCAUAUAUUGGUGAUUCCCAGCCCAGCCUUCAAGUUAUAGCAGGUCUUUUCAGUAUUCACUUUGAAUAAAUUGGGAAAUUCAUAAAUUCAGACCUGUUGGUGUGUUCGUAUUAAAAGGACACUCCAGGCACCAAAACAACUUAAUCUAAAUUAAGUUGUUAUGGUGCGAGGAGGCACUCUUACUCAAGGGGUUUUACCCAUUUUGAACAGUUUAACCCCAAAGUUGCCUCCAGCGGCGGUCCCAACUCCCCCCCCAGGCGUCAUCCGGUUUCUGAAGGUUCACUUUCAGGAAGUGUGGAGUGCCGCCGCUGAUUGUCUGUCUGAGAACAGCCAGCUGACGAUCUCAGCCAAUGAGUGACUCCCCAUUCACACAACUAAAAGAAAUGUACUUUUUCGAAGCCAGUUUUGUGAAGGGGGGUCAUUGAUUUGCUGAAGGCUUUAGCUUUAGCUGCGCACCUGGCUGGCGGCACUCCACACUUCUGAAAGUGUAAUUUCAGAAGCUAGCUAUCACCUCUGGAGGCAGCUUUAUGUUAAACUGUUCAAAAACGGUUUAACCCCUUCAGGUAAGAGUGCCCCUGGGGGCCUCCUGACACCAUAACAACUUAAUUUAGCUAGAGCUGUUUUGGUGGCUGGAAUGUCCGUUUAACAGUAAUAAUAGUAUUUUGACACAUGUAAUUAUGUGCUGUGCAGCCUAAUUAGCCAAUGUAAAUACAUUAACCCUGUUCACCUUCCCUCUUAGUCCUGCUGGUUGGGACAACGAGAAAAAGAUUGGGAUUUUGCAUGAAAAUUUCUCAACCGUUAAGCCUGAAGAUGCCUAUGAAGAUUUUAUUGCGAAGCCUCCUGUUAGAAAGGUAACCCAUGCUCCUGUGUGUGUGAGCUGUGUGAAACUGCUGCGUUUCGCUUUCUCCAAGUUAACAUGUGUAUGUCUUGGCAGUUGGUUCACGAUAAGGAAGUCGCUGCUGAAGAUGAACAGGUGUUCCUAAUGAAACAGCAGGUAUGUUGAUUUAUUUAGUUUUCAUGUUAACCAGUUAUGGCAACUCUUAAUUUCUUUACAAAAUGCAGGCGAGAUAUAAUACGCCUUGGUAGAAGAUUAAGAUACUAAUAGUUCACCAACAUUUAUUGUUUGUGAUUUUGCAAUUGUUCCUGGGCUUUUGGUUUUAAAGUAACAUAAUUAGCUUUUUAAAGUGGUCACUGAUUUUCUUCUUUUGUCAGUCACUGCAUAUGACAUUUAUAUCAAUCCCUUUCAAUUUAAAGGGAUACUAUAGGCACACAGACUACUUCAGCUCAAUGAAGUGUUCAGGGUGCAGUUCCCCUGUUGUUUUUAGUCCUGCAGUGUAACCAUUGUCUUUUCUGAGAUGCCAGCCACCAGAGGCGAUUGCACUGCUAUAACAGAGUUCGAUUCGGUUAUGUGGCGCUCAGUGUCCUAACUCAUUGCAUGAAUACUUCGAACGUCCUCUAAUGCUGAUCAUAGAGAAACAUUGGAUUCAGUGCUUCUCUAUGAGAAAUAUUGGAAAACAAAGAAGCGACUCCUGAGGGAUAUUAUCAUGGGAGUGGGGGCAGCUACACCAAGUCUAGAAGCUGGAAAAAAGGUAAGUAAAAAAUCUUUUAAAAUUUAAUUGAAGGGGAACCAAUAAUCUAAAUGGGGAGUAGGGCACUACAGUGUUGGGUAUACAUAUUCAAGAUGUAGGCUAUUUCAAGUUGGACUUGAAUAUUAAAAACACAUUAGUGCGGAAUUUGCUGGUGCCUUAUAAAUAAUAAUAAUAAUGUGAUAAAUGUUGGAAAUAAGAGAUGAAAGGAGCAAUUUGACUAAUUCUAUUUCUAAUUUAGAUUUUUCUUUUUGCAGUCUUAUCUUUCAAAGCAGCCAGCCACUCCUACAAGAGCUUCAGUAAGUAGUUAUGGUUUUAUGAAGUGCUCAAAUACCAAAAUAUUGUUUUCCCAUGUCAGGACAAUGUUGAUGAUUUCUGUCAAUAAUCUCCCAUUAUUUUUCACGUGCAUUCUGGUGUUUUGGUGCCCUAAAAGUAAUUCUUCGUGACAAAUAUCCUGUGAUAUAGUUAGUUGAGACUUAUUGUUGUUUGCACCAGGUGUUAAAGGACACUCUGUACAACCCUCAAUUCAAUGUACAAUUUUUAUAAAUCUUGGAUCUGAAAUAGAAGGCCAAUUAGAGAAAUAGGGGAAGCAGUUUUCAAUUGCUCUCUUUUCUUGUUCUCAAAGCAGCGGUCUGUUCCACUAAUUCUGGGGAGAGAACGUACUCUCUGCCAAAGUGGUAUAUAAACACGAAGAACUAUUUUACAUUCUAUUACAGUGUGUAACCACGUUUUGGAGAUUUGGGAUUUUUUUUUUGACACAGCUUCUUUAAAAGUAGCCUGUUGUCUGUACAGUGCUAAUGUAAAGUGCAUACGAUUUAAAAAAAAUAAUGUAUUUAAAGAUUGAGAAUGGCUUAAUUUGCACUACUAAAAUUGCAAGUAAACGUAGAGUUCCAAACCAUAACUACUGCUUGGCUAGAAAUCUGCAUAUACAACCUGGAAAUACUUUGUUUGCCAAGUUUAGUCAAGUUAUGUUUCCCUUUGUGUUGCCGAUCUCUUGUACUAAAACCUAGCCUGAAGAGUUUUAUAGGGGGAAUCGCAACUUAUUUCUCUUGUCUUCAUUGAUGUGCAUGGAGUGGAAACCCGUUCAGUCAUUUUUUAUUCCACUUUUUAGUAAAUAGACCUACCCUUUGCCUCCUUUGUUAUUCUGGCAGGCUCCAUUCACAAUAUAUUUAUAGGGGUGAUGACUCUUGUAUUGUGGCAUUAAACUGUUAUGUGAAUGUUUGUCAGAAUACUCCUUGUAUUUACAUGGAUCAGACCCAGAGCAGCAUGACAGUCACAAGCAAAGAAGUGUGCGCUCUUAUACAGAACCGUUAUUCAACUUAUUCCAGCCUCACAGCAUUAACUCUAUGACUGCUGAGAGAGGCCUAGUGCUCUCUAUGGGAAUGCUUCUUAGUGCUUAUUCCAGACCUAUUGGCAUGGAAUUGCCUGAUAUUUCCUGUCCGUGAUUACACAACAUGUUCUCCAGCUCGUAACCUAUAAAAAGAAUCUAAAGUUUCUAAGAAAUAUAUUUGUUAUAUAUUAUGCAUGUAAUCUUAAUGUAGUUUAUAUUUUAAUGUCUGACUGACUUGGCACAAGCAGAGCAUACUAUGUAAAUUAAUUUAACAUCCAUGGUGCCAUUCACAUGUACGCCACUAUAGAAGAAAUGGCUAAACAUGCAUACACUCCUAUGGCAUUUCUCAGCAAAUGCCUGAUUGCUUAUUUGCAAGUUUGGUGCUUAAUGGGAUGAAGACCUCUUGCUGUGUAAUAAAGUGCUGCAGGUAUGGGGUUAAGCAGGCAAGUGUUUGUUUAUUUUGGCAUAGCAGAUCUUUUGUAACAAAUACAUAUCUAUGUUAUAAUUUUUAAUAUAUUUUUCCCUUUUUUUUGUUUGCAGGAGUCCCCAGCCCGGGCUCCCACCGGAUCUCCCAGAACACCAGGCCGCUCUGGUGCCACCACUGUGCCCAGUUCUUCACCUAUGGCAACGGUCAAAAAGCCAGAUCCAAAUAUGAAAAGUAAGUCCAUCACUUCAGAAUAUACAUUGUAUAUUGCAUGGGUGCUAGUAAUGCGGGGAACAUACUGAUUGCAUCUCUCUCUUUUGGGAGAGCCCAUAGGUUAUUUUAAAAUGUAUGUAGCAGUAAAUAGUAGAAUUCUGUAGCAGGCAGAAUUAAAUCAAAUCAUUUUCUUCCAUCCCUUUCUCUCUCAGCCAUAUCCUAUUCGAUUUAAAUACCAAUAAUAAUAAUGCUGAAUAACUUUUUUUUUGAAGCACAAUAUUUUUUCCCUAAAUAUGUUGCUCAGAAUUGUCUUCACUUAUUUGAAAAAAUUGAAUUUUCCCAGCAAUUGAAUGUAAAAUAAGUUGUCUACUUUUACUAACGUAUGUUUUUUCUCCUGACCUCCCUCGUUGUAUUCACAUUUGCUAUGUCCUCCUCGCACAUGUUCAGUAAUUCUUCCCUAAAAACCAGAUUUGAGAUUACUUUUCUGGAUGAAGAGGGGGGUUUCUCAUCUGAAAUUAAAAUUAGGGGUUGAGGGGGUGGAGGGGUGUGGGAGGGGGAGACUAUAGUGCCAGGACAACAACUUUUUUUUUUUUGGCACUGUAGUUUCCCUUUAAGUUUAAUCUUUGCUUUGUAUUCUAGUCAGCUCUGUGUAUGUGUAUAUAUGUAUGUUUCAUUAUGGAAAUUCUAUUUACCAUAUUCCAAUGGUGACUUCCUUGAUCCUAGCGAUUUCACAGUACAAGCUGGUACUGUGCUAGUGUGUAGUCUCUGGAAACACUUGAUAUAAGCAUCACUAAUUGAAAAGUGGUGCUUUUCAGAAGGGUCCUUUUACAGAAGGGUCCUCACUUGCAAAUCUAUGGAAAAACCUUUCUGUAAACUUUGUUUAACUUUUCUACUAGCCUCACUUUUAGCCAAUCCAUUCCAUAGACCGAGUAUGUGUCUUUGCAAACAUCACCAAAGCAUCACUUAACUUUCCACAUAACUCAUCUGAUCUCAAAUGCCAGAGUGGCAUGCCUCACCUCCCCAAUUAGUGUUUUAACUUUCAUGUACACCCUCGUGUUUCAUUGAUGCUCUUACAUAACACCCACAGAUGCAGCCGCCAGUGAAGGUGUCUUGGCCAGUUUCUUCAACAGCCUGCUGAGUAAAAAGACUGGAUCCCCUGGAAGCCCUGGAGGAACGGGUGCAGCGGGAACCAACGCGCAAGGUUCUGCCAAAAAAACAGGUAGGUCAAAUUUUAGCUAGUGCAAUAAUUACCAUAUUUUUCAGAAUAUAAGACACACUGGAACAUAAAGAUGCACCCAUAUAUUGUGACUAGAAAGUUAGGGGAUAAUUAAUAAAAUAAUCUGCACCAUAAUUACAGUAAAGUUUAGUUUAUAGGUGUAGAGGCAUGUAGCGUGUGGGUAUUAGGGAUGUAUGUGUUUAUAGGGGAUGUAGUGUACGUGUGUGAGUGUAAGGGAUUCAGUGUGUGGAUCUAUAGUGAAUGCUUUAUAAUGUUCUAAUGGGGGGACAUUUAACCAAUGAGACAAUUACAGAUUGUUAAAGGUAGAAGAGGUUGAGGAGGUCCUUUGAAGUGAGGUAAGUGGCUGAGCAGAGUAACAAACACAUGGUAGUGUUAACUGUGUUUCAAAGGUCCACUUUAACCUUUUCUCUGCCAAAGUGCAGUGAUGCUCUCCCUUUGGUGCCAGAGAGUAACUCUGCCUUGCACAGCUCCCUAUUGAACUGACAUUAUGACACAUUUAUCAUACCUUGCUGUCCUUGCUUAUAAAAAAAAGUUUCUUCAUAACGGAUAGGGCAUGUCCUAUCGAUAAAGGAAAUGUUUGUACGGUAACUUCAGCCUCUUUAUGUUAUACUUUUCUUUAUAAUUUAAAAAAAUAUACUAGGGCGGACAGGAAAACAGGCGUGCUGUCUGAUAGACGCACUCAAUGCUACAAUGGACAUGUAAGGUCCUAAAAGGAGUAUUGGCCUCCUGUUAUUGAAAAUGCGAGAGAAUACUGUCAUGCACAAUGUAACAAUAUAUUGUAAUAUUAUGAUUCAUUAUGUUUUCAAUGUAAUGUACUGCCUUGGAAUAAAUAAAGAAUAAUAAAAAAAAAGUUUCUUCAUUAUAAAGGAGACCUUGAGGCGUAUUUGUAAAAUAAAUCAAUACUAACUCUUGUAUAAACUAGUGCAAUGCAUUUGUUUAUUUUUUUAUAACAGCCAGUAAUACUAUAUGAUUCUAUUUAUUGAAGAGAAAAAAAAAGGAUAAGAAAGGUUAUCAACUAUCUAUGAAGUUUUGUAUGAGACGUAUAAACAAGCCAUUUUUAAAGUCUUCAUGUUGUUUCUGUUGUUCUUUUUGGCACAGGACAGAAAGCUGUACUAACCAACGUCCAAGAAGAGCUGGACAGACUGACACGCCAGCAGGAAGCUGUAUUAGCCAACUCUUCCCCGUCUGAAAACGAGGCCUGAUCUGCUUGGAAAGCUUACGAAUACAAAACACUUAUGUAAAUGACCAAAUAAUAAUGAUGUAUAACGAACUGAAGAUUCUGUGGCUGCUCUGACACAGCGGAUACUGUAGGCUUCCACCGUGGAAAGAGGCAGGCUUAACAGCUUGUCGCAAGCGUUACACGCCCUUACAGGAAGUUACCUAAAACAUGUCACCUGAUUAACCUCUUGUGCAGGAAAGCGCCCGCAUCACUCUGUUUCUCUGCACUUUGUGAGCACUUAAUGGGCUGUAUUUGCAGGCUAGCCCACUUCCUAAGGGUUUAACGAUUCUUCGAUUCUCAGACGGCGAUUUCCUGUUUAGUUUUUAAACAGACUCUGCUGUGUUACAUCCUUAAAGUUAUAGGCGGAGCAGCAAAAGGGAGAUGAGCGUUAGAAUGUUGGCCAGAAGUAGCGAGGGCUCUAGAAUGUCGGGGAUGGAGGGUGGAUGUGAGUUAGAAUCAGAAACCAGUGCGUUUAACACCACUCUUCUUCUUUUUUCCCCCUUCCUUUUUCUUACACUUCUCUUGGGAUGCUUUUUGGAAAGGGGUACAGUAAUCUUUGUGUUUGCUGUUGCUUCAAAUUAACACCAAAUCCCUCCCCAUCUAAAACUGAAACAAAAUGACAAGAACGUCUUUGGGGGGUUGUAACAGGGAAAAAAUACGCUGGGAUUACAUGCAGGGAUACAGUAUGGUGGAAGGAAUGCUGGGUUAAAGAAAGUGUCUGCUCAGUUCCAAGUGCCUGGAACAGUUCAGGAUGUACCACUAGGAGGCGCUUGAAAUAAUUAUGCACUGUAUUAACGGUCACCUUUUUUAUUUAUGUAUGCAUAUACACACAUGCGCAAAUGCUCUUGCAGAAACAGGCUUCCUAUAGUCUGUUCUCAGUUCUACGUUAUACACUCUCCUACUAACUCUUUGUUUCUGCAUGUGUUACAGACCAGCUAUUUUAUUUUUAUUUUAUUGAAACAGACUUGAUUUUGAAGUUACUUGACAGCCGCAGUAGCACAAAUAUAUAUAUAUAAUUUUUUUAUUAUUUUUGUUUUUUUUUUUUUGCAUGGUAUUUUAAAAACCACAGGAAAUGUUCACUUCACAAAUGCCAAUGGCAUUGCUUCACAACAACUUCCAAACAGAAGGUAUCUAAUUCACAAAGAAUAGCAUUGUUUUUAAAAAAAAAGCAUAAUAAAACAGGACCAGUUUCCCCAGAGCCAUGUCAGGGAUGCUGUAAAGUGAAUGUUGUUCUGCAGGGUUUAUCAAAGGGGUUGCCAACAGCAGGAGUAGCUGUUGAGAACUAACAUUACCUUUAAGGUUGGAAAAGCAUCAUGGGGAUUAUAGGUUUGUAAUAGCUGCAGGGUUAAUCUUUUGGCCAACCCUGAUUUACAGAUCCCUUGUUAACCCUUCUACCUGCUUCUGUGGCUGGCGGAUCUUGUGAUUGUUGCAGCAAUUGGGAGAGCCAUAAAAGACUAUCCUUAAUUCACAGCAUCUAAAGUGCACUUUGCUGCUUCUUAACGGCUCCAGGCUACAUUCAUGGUUUAUCAAGGCAUUUUCCAUAGCCCAGUGGGGUUAAUACUUUGGAGUGCUUUAAAAUACAGUGGAUGAAGGGUAUAUAAUCUGUCAAUCAAACAUUUCCCUGUCUUCAUUAACACACGACAUGUUCAGCAAAGCUUUGCGCUAAACCAAGUACAUGAAGUCCCUUUCCUGUCUAGCGAUCUGUUCGAUUAGUUUUUUGUAAAUAACACCACCACUCUUGCAUAGGUAAUGUGCAAACCACACUUACUUGUAGGUUCACUUGCUUAAAUCCUGUGAUUUAACGCUCGCGGUGCCAUGGUAUAUGGAAAACUCUCUCUUCUGACACUCAAAUGGUUAACAGUUUCUCAACAACAACAAAAAAAUGGCCUACCUUUAUUUAACUGGCAUUUGUGUGGUUAAAUAGCAGGGCACUUUCCUAACUCCUGUUUCCAUGUACUGGAAGUGUUUUGAUAGAAUGUAAAAUGUGUUAAAAAGAAGCUUUGUGUAAAGACCACUAUAUAUAAAUGUUAAUGCUUUUUAUUUUUAUUUUUUGCAAUGUCCAAUUUGAAUAUAUUUUAAACACUAUCUAAUUUACUAAAAGUACAUAACAACCUCUAAAGUCAUAAUUUCCUAACUCUAGUCUUCUUAAUAUGGAACGAUUUCUGUAUUUAGUGUUAACUGUAUAUCUGCCAAGCAAGACUACUAUAAAGGUAGAUGUACUCUGUGUAUAUGUGAUGCAGUUCUUUAGGGUGUACUUGAUCAAGCAGAGAAGGAUUAAGAUCCCCAAAUGCCCAAGGCAGGUUACCUGCUAUGGGGGGCCCCCAUUCUUCACAUAGGGAUGGUUAAUGGAACCAGUGAAAUUCAUGGUGCCGGGGCCCCAUUCUAACCUCCUGGGCUGUAGGAAGUCACUGUAUAGUUAGUCCUGCUAUGUGACAUACAGUGAGUUCAACACCUCAGGAUAAAUCUAGCUUAAAGGAGCAAUGAAAUUAUGACUGAUAUGUCUGUACAUUUUCUUUUUGUUAUUAAUAUUAUUGCUAUAAAACAAUAUAGGCCAGUGGUCGCUUACAUUGGCAUCGCAAAUGUUUAGGAGCUUCGUUCCUCCAUUACGCUCUGGAUAUUUGUGAAACUGCACUAAAUUAUCAGUAAUGCAUUAAUAUAAUUUGCUUUUAUGUAGAUUAACAUGCUGAAAGAUCUAAUAGCUUAGUAAAAACUAUGAGAUGUGCUUGUUCUGUAUUUUACAAUUAGAUAAGGCCAAGUCUUUUUUUUUAAAAAUGGGAAAUCAAUGUCACAGACUGGAUUUGGAGAAUGGGGGGAAGCGUUAAAAUAAAAGCUGGACUCUGAUUUACUUUUAAGCCAAUUAUAUUCCGAGCUAAAUUCAAAGCACGGUCAGUGACCUGCAAAUGCAGAGUUCUAAUGGAUGCCCACUAGUGGUUAUUCACUAAUGUGUCAAUUGUUGUGAAUUAAAAAGUUUAGGUCAAAAGAGAAAUGUUCCAAUUCUCAUAGCUAGGCCCAAAGUGGAAUUCACUUUAAAUUUGCCAAGAAUUUUACACCAUUUGGAAACAAUUCACUAUCCUGGUGUAUUAGGAUAUAACUCUUGGACAGCUAUGUCUGUACUACAAGUCUUCACAUCUUUAGCCUCUAUUUUCAUUUCUUUUCAAGAGUGAUUGAGAUUUUAGUCCAGUAUUAGGCAGAGAGUUACUAUUAUAUCAUAUCAAAAAGGUUAACCAGAUAAAUAUACAACAUUCCUUUUCUAAAAGAUUAGAACUAAGUAUACUGUUACCUUACUAGAAGGAGGAAUGAAGCGGUUAUUAUUCUUUUAUAAGUAUUCUUUAAAAGUAAAGUUGCUUCAGGAUUUCCAAAUGCAUGUAGGUACACUCCAAGUACAUGAAUACAGUGUAAGGCUUUUUCUUGUCCCUGUCUUCUAGUGUGUUAUUUUGUCAUAGUAGCAGUAAUUUGCUUAGUAGUGUCAUUCAUGUGUUUUCAUGAAUGAAUCUACUUGGACAGCUGAGCCACAUAUUUUAAGAACCUAUGCUAAGCAGAUGGUCAUGAGAUGUGUGUCAUGUAAAAGUUAGGAUUGGCUGAGAUUACUUGGCCACUUCAUGAUCCCUCUAAAAUAGAUGUUAACUAUUGGCAGCAAACCGUGCAUGUUCAGAACUGUACAAGUCAAAAACAAAAUAGCUUGCCCUUGCUCAGACCUCCAACAGGUUUUUGCCCACGUGUGCCAUUAGAGAGUUUAGACGUAUCUUUUAUUUUUCUUGUUUUUUUUAAUGCCUUAUCUCUAAAAUGUGCUAAAAAUGAGGGUCUGCUCUCGCCAGUAUCUUAACUUGGAGCAACAUAUUAACAGCUGCCUCCUGAAAAACUUUCAAAUUGUUUUGACAUUGAUUUUCAUGCAGAUAGAAACAUGAGGCAAAUAUCUGAUAGUGGAGCAGUUACCAUGGGACGCUCCUGCUGAUUGCAUCAAAUUGUUAAACUUUCCACUGCUUUACUUUGAACAAGAAACCUCUGUGUAUGUAAUUGGCUCCCCAAAAACAUCAUCAAAAACCACUUUACUUUUUAUGUUUAUUUUUUCCAAAUAUAAAAUGUAAAUUGGUGUAGUUCUUCUUUUACUUAAUAAAUAGGUAAAACAUCGUUUUGUUAAAUGUCAUCUUACAGUACUUUAUUUUAAUGUUUACCUGUAACUUUCUAUCACUGGCCAUUUCUUUUUUUUCCAUAAACACUAGAGCCAAAAUCCUACCUUGCAGGGAGCCUUUAUAUAUACUUAAAUUACAAGUUGUAAAUAAACAAAGAAUGCAGUGUCUUUAUAUUUUAAUAUUUAAAGGGAAUGUAUUAUAAAGGAUUUUGUUUUAUAUUCACGUUUUAUUUCAAAGAAUAUGUAGCAGUCUUUUAUUUUCAAUCAGAAGUCAAUAUUUAUUUAUUUUUGUUCUGCACUACUUUUUGGUUGGGAUUUAUCAAUAUUAGCAGAGAUUGGAUUCGUGCUAUCGAUAAAGAGCCAAUUGUAACAUUAUUUUCAUUAUUUUUUUUUAGUGGUUACUAUAGGCUUCUGAAACAUUUAUUACCAAUUUAAAAGCUGCCUCAAGCUGUCCAUUGGCUGUAUUCUAGCCUUAAUUUUUCCUUUUUUCUUCCUAAAUUCACCUUGUUUGUAUUCACAUUCUGAUUUUUGGUAGGUGAUGCACAUUUUCUCAUUAAUUUUAUUUGGCUAAAAAAAAUCCUGCUUCAAUCACUUUCCCCCUGGUAAAAAAUAAAAUAAAAAACCUCUUGUAUUGCUGAACCCCUUGUGCGAGGAAGAGGAGGUUAUCCUAAAGAAACCUAAACUAUUACAUUUAUAUAGGCCUGAUUGGUAGCUGCCCAACCUGUCUGAAUUUGUUAAUUGUUAAAGUGAACUGCUAUUUAAUUAAAAUCAAGGUGGAAAUAAUGUAUACCACAUGGCAGAAUUAGCUUGGACAGUUUUAGACACACUAUAAGGACCGCUACAGUUUAUUGUAGUAGUUAUGGUACACAGAGUCCCUGAUGUGAUGUCCCUCCAGAUUUUGAGUGGAUUGACAAAUAUUGGGGCUCCCGCAGCACCCACCAAUCCUUCUGCCACCAAGAUAUCGUAGAUUUCAUACUACUGCAAUGUUCAUGGAAAACUGUCCACAUUUUGUUAGCAAUGAUUUGUUGUAAAUGCUGGGGGCAAUAUAGCCCAUCGCUCUCAGCCAAUCGUUGCAGGAUUGGAUGGAUAGCUUUUGCUGUUAGUGUACCUUUAGCAAUAAAUAUUGGUGUUUAUUAACGAAAUCUGCUUAGUUCCAGUGCUACGGGAGUGGAUGGAAGUACAAAAAUAAUCAUUUUGUAUUAACAAACCUUCAAACAGAAUAAAGAAAGUGAAUGAAUGGUUUUUGUGCUAUAAUUGGCAAAGACCUGAAAGUCCAUCAGGCAGCUGCAAGACUCCCUGCCUGGUAAUGUUAAUACUUAGUCUCACACUGGGUGCCUUGACUUUAGCAAGUUAAGAAUAUAUUUUAUGCCUUGACCCAUACACAGAAUUAAACCGAAUUCCUUACCUCUGUCUAAUGGUUUGGGUAAGAUUAUGAUAAUUUUUCAUCAUUUUCCCUUGCUUCGUAACAAUUUGCUUGAUUAGGGGAUGCAACAAUGUUGUGAAUUACCAUAUUUUACAUCCUGAUAUCCAUGCAAUUUUAAUGGGCAAUAAUAGUUAAAAGAAGGUUCCUGCCCCUUUAAAUGGUUCAACGCUAGAACUGCAAAACUUUCAGUUUAACCAUUUGAGUGCCGGUUGGGCGCACAAUUCCAGUUUCUCUGACAUUUGGCAGAUUUAAAAUAAUUGGUUAAGAUAUCAGAACACAUUCUUAAUGAAAAGAAUGAAUUCACAAAAUGACACUUCUAUGGCUGUACACAGGUCUGGUUUUAAAAGGCGGUAUGAUUUGUCUAUAGUUCUGUUUAAUCUGGAUAUUGGGACUUUAAACUUGGAUAUCUUUGUAUUUUGCUCCUAUUUAUUUGAAUUAAAAGUGACUGUUUUUUGUACUUGUCAGAGCAGGACCCAUCACCUCACCGUUUAGUAACUUAAAGACUAUUAUCUGGGCCUGAUAGCCCACCAUCCUUAGUCCUGUAAUAGAGCAGUGAUACAGUAACAGGGUGUGGAUUGUAGUCACGUGGAAGAGCUUCUCCAAUGCUGGCAUAGCUAAAGAGGACUUGUUUCAGGCUUCAAUAAAAAUAUCAUUGCAGAAUGGCUCGUCUGUGUGGUCAUUGCUGUUAUUCUAUACAAAACAGAAACUUACUCAUGGAAAAGAGCUACACUCCCUCUUGUGGCAGAG
Molecule: messenger RNA, 38303 nt
Organism: Pelobates cultripes (western spadefoot toad)
Lineage: Eukaryota; Metazoa; Chordata; Amphibia; Anura; Pelobatidae
Source: the annotation of a GenBank genome assembly